Messenger RNA from Lolium perenne, 603 nucleotides. The record is from RefSeq and is a predicted model, not a curated record. NCBI's taxonomy places the organism in Eukaryota, Viridiplantae, Streptophyta, Magnoliopsida, Poales, Poaceae.
AUGGAGGUGGGGAGCACGAUGUUAAAUCCUAUCGUGCUCUCUGAUGGUGAAGAGGAGAUGCAGAUGGACAUGAGUGAUUCGGACAUGGACGUCCCGGUGCAGCAGCCUGUGGUGGUUCAUAGGGGACCGCGUAUAACUGGCAACGAGGAGUUUGAUAAGCACUGUGUUUGGGGAAACAAUCUAGUACUCAAUGAAGACCAAUGCAAGGCCCUCACAAAGAUGGUUCGUCAGUUCCCAGGAAAACCAAUCAAGUACUAUGUGUACAUGAUGAGCAAAUCUUCUGUCAUUCAAAAGAACUGCAAAUUGGUGUGUACUAAUUUUAACUCCUUGCAUAAUUUCUGAAAAAAUACUAGGUACUGCUAGUUUGCUACUUUGUGGUGCUUUGAUCUGAUUCAUGCCCCCACUCUGUAUAAAGCUUUUUGCUUCAAAAAUGUUUAUAUUGGGCAUGCAGUUGGAGAUUUACUUUUCUUGUUGGAAGCAGACAUUGGUAAUGUUAUUCCUGUGUUAGUAUGUCAUCUUGCUUAAAUAUAGAUUUUACAAAUCCAAUAUCGAUUAAAUCUAUAUUUGCCUUGUGCAUGUUUAAUCAUCACUUACUAAUUACUA